CGAGUGAGCAAAAAUUAAAGAACAACGAACAAAAUCAGAAUUACACAAAUGGGAACUAAUAAGAUUCCCAAAACCCUCAACGGGAACCUUGUUCUUAUACUUAUCAUCACCAUAAUGAUGGUGACUCACUCCCAUGGAUUUCAACUGGAGAUCAGGAACGAGCUAUCAGGAAGGUACAGGAAGCUUGUGUACAAAUGCUGGUCCCGCGAUAACGAUUUCGGGUGGCGACAGAACUGGCCAGGCCAGUACAAGGACUGGUCCUUCGCCAUUUCACUAUUCCACACCUACUUCUACUGCCACUUCCGUACAGCGUAUGGACGCGUGGAUAAGCAGCUAGUAGCGUCAUGGGAGUUAAAACAAGAGUGUGGGGACAGGAGAAAAUGCACUUGGGUCGUUAAGAAGGACGGACUCUACUUGAGACAAUGGAAGACCAAAUUUUUUAGUAACAAGUAUGGUAACGAAAGGUGGAAUGUGUAUAUUGAACAUGAUGUCCUCAAGAAAAGUUGGAGCUAAUUAACAAUUUCACGGUGUUGAUUGUCAUGAAGAUCGCGAGGACCGGAUAUCGUGAUUUUCGUCUCUGUAUGUGUUAUUCAUGGUAAUAAAAUCAUACAAUGUGUAACUAUAUAUCUAUGGUGAAAAUGAGAAAGAACGUAUCUAUAUAUAUAAUAUGUUGUUAUAUAUUAGAUCUAUAGCAGGGUACAUAUUAGUUAUUUAUGGUAUAUUAAAUAAAUAACAUAAUUGUCAAUUAAAUAGUAGAUUGAUGGAACAUGAGAAACCUAAUCUAGAAUUAGUAACU
Molecule: messenger RNA, 796 nt
Organism: Arabidopsis thaliana (thale cress)
Lineage: Eukaryota; Viridiplantae; Streptophyta; Magnoliopsida; Brassicales; Brassicaceae
Product: Plant self-incompatibility protein S1 family
Exons: 1
Coding region: 49-513 (154 amino acids)
Cellular component (GO): extracellular region
Source: RefSeq, marked reviewed